Messenger RNA from Corythoichthys intestinalis (scribbled pipefish), 9607 nucleotides. RefSeq names its product potassium/sodium hyperpolarization-activated cyclic nucleotide-gated channel 3. Gene Ontology annotation, biological process: potassium ion transmembrane transport; sodium ion transmembrane transport; regulation of membrane depolarization. Gene Ontology annotation, cellular component: membrane; axon; HCN channel complex. Lineage: Eukaryota; Metazoa; Chordata; Actinopteri; Syngnathiformes; Syngnathidae. Gene Ontology annotation, molecular function: voltage-gated potassium channel activity. The record is from RefSeq and is a predicted model, not a curated record. The transcript is spliced from 9 exons. Bases 1408 to 5733 code for a protein of 1441 amino acids.
ACUCAUUAUUAUACUGUACUGUAUUCCAAUUUUUAAAUAGCUCCCUCCUUACCAAAUAGACAUCUCUCUAACACACAUUUAAGUAAUUUGUGGAAAUUGGUUUUCAUCCUAGCUCAGGGUCACGCGAACCCUCGGAAGGGCGAGCAGGGAUGACGCACAACCGGCCAGGGAGAGCGUGCAUGCGUCUGGAUGAUGUCGACUAGAACGUCAUGGCAAUUCAAAUUUCACCUUCAAUAAAAAAAAUAACUAAAAAUAAAUAAAUAACUUUGCGUAGACGUGUUCAUGGAGAUGAAUGGACAGUAGUUAAUUUAACAUGCUGGGCGCGCGAGGCAGCGACCUCGUGGGGAGAAGUGAAAUCCAAGCGUGACGUCACACCGCCAACAGUCUUGGAAGGAAGGAGAGCCGACACUUGGAUCGCUCAACAAGUUGUUCUUUUUUUCUUGUUCGAGUAGACAGAAAACACCAUUCAAAAGAAGAGCACGCCGUCUUCAUCUUUAUGAUCUUUAGCGCGCGUCCGCGUGGACACAUGUCACACAGGGUCGCGAGUGAAGAGCGCGCGUGGCUGAUGUCGGGGAGAAGGUGACCGUGUUCGGAUACCACUGAGCCCGGAUGGAGCACGAGCUGUCUGGUGGGUUCGCGUUUUCACUCCUCCGUCACCAUCAACGUGAUCGUCGUCAUUUUCCCCCCACCCCACCCAUGAACGUCUCCAUGCCUUCCUUGGAGAUUCAAUUUGGGGUGGCGCGUCUCCGAGUGGGAGCCUAAUUUAGUGCGCCCCUCUUUGCCCAGCGACGACCCUCCCCUGACAGCGGAUCAAACGCCCUUGUCACUCGCCUUGAUGUCCCCCCGACCACCCUAGGUCGUGCGUGGAAGAGUGGCUCACAUUUUGUAAACAGGAGAGCGAUCCAUUAUCAUCACCACUUCCGUCUCUGGAGACCGGGGAUUCGGUGCCAAUGUGACCGGCGUCGGAGCGAUGAGGGCGGCUGUGGAGAGGCGAGGGAGGGCCUCUUGCGGAGCUUUCAAGGACGAGGAAGGAGAGUAAAAACAUUUGUGAGGACAAACGUCACUCGAUGCCAGGAUUGGAAAUGGAGAUUUAUUAUGCCCCCCAAGGACAGUCAGCCUCCACAAUGACUUUUUCAUUUUUGUGCGUGUAUUCAUUAUAACCUCUUCAAGAAAUUCAACUCACGCUCUGCUGUGAUAUGUGUGCUGGAAGAGACUCAGAUCACACACAUGCAGGACAGCAAGAAGAGAUGUCUGAGUGAAAGGGCUGUGCAAACUGUGCUGCACCUCUUGAGCCAGGGGGGAGGGGUGGGUGCCUUGCUCAAGGGCAUCUGGAGAGUAUUUAGGAAGCAGAUUAGCAUCUCUAAUUUGUCUGCAGCGGAACUCGAAACGUAUUGAUCCUCCUUACUAAUGGAUGGGGUGGCAGGAGGUGUGGGGACACCCAGUAGUGCCGGAGGGUCCGGGGGUGACACCCUCCCCUAUCGUAAUGGAGGGGAGUCAAAGAGACGCAGCAAGGGCAGCCUCCCUUCACCGGGUUACAGGCUGUCCCAGGCAUCCCUGGAGGGUGAGAAGGCUUCUUUUGGGGGGGACACCGCCCCCUCAGGGGGGCGCGGUCGUCGCCUUUCUAUCAUGAGCUCGGGCCUCCCCUUUCGCACAGCUGGCACGCCGACCACCCCGGUGCCUCUCGCUCAUCCGCCACCCCGCUCGGUGGGUUUCAUCCCCUCCCGCGCCGCCCUUGCCUCCACCUCUUCGUCUACAGGUACAGGGGUGAUGGUGGUGGCAACUGGCCCGGAGACCACCACUACCACCGCUUGCAACACCACGGCAGCAGGGACGCCCGAGACGCUCGGACCCUCCGCGCUGGGCGGGUUCGGCUUAGGGCUGGAUGGAGAGGAUUACAGCCAGUCCAACCAGAGCACUUUCAUUCAGAGGCAGUUCGGAGCCAUGCUGCAGCCCGGGGUCAACAAAUUUAGCCUGCGCAUGUUUGGAUCCCACAAGGCUGUCGCUUUGGAACAGGAGCGACUCAAGUCUGCCGGAGCUUGGAUCAUACACCCCUAUAGCGACUUCAGGUUCUACUGGGAUCUGUUAAUGCUGCUUCUGAUGAUGGGCAACCUCAUCGUCCUGCCGGUGGGCAUCACGUUUUUUCGAGACGAGAACACGCCAUCGUGGAUCAUCUUCAACGUGGUGUCUGAUACGCUUUUCAUGGUCGACCUGGUCCUCAACUUCCGCACGGGGAUCGUCAAGGAGGACAGCACGGAAAUACUGCUGGACCCUCGGGCCAUCCGCCACAACUAUCUGAAGAGCUGGUUCCUGGUGGACUUUGUGUCCUCAAUCCCUGUGGACUACAUCUUCCUGAUGGUGGACAGUCUGGAUUCGGAAGUGUACAGAACAGCCCGGGCGUUGCGCAUUGUCCGCUUCACCAAAAUCCUCAGUCUUCUGCGGCUGUUGCGGCUCUCCAGACUCAUACGUUACAUCCACCAGUGGGAGGAGAUCUUCCACAUGACGUAUGAUCUGGCCAGCGCCAUGGUGAGAAUCGUCAAUCUGAUCGGAAUGAUGCUGCUGCUGUGCCACUGGGAUGGUUGCUUGCAGUUCCUGGUGCCGAUGCUGCAGGAUUUCCCGCCUGACUGCUGGGUCUCCAAGAACCUGAUGGUGAAUGACACAUGGGGGGUGCAGUACUCGUACGCCCUCUUCAAAGCCAUGAGCCACAUGUUAUGCAUCGGCUACGGCGCACAAGCUCCGGAGGGCAUGACCGACGUGUGGCUCACCAUGCUCAGUAUGAUUGUGGGCGCCACCUGCUAUGCCAUGUUCAUCGGCCACGCCACUGCACUUAUUCAGUCGCUUGACUCGUCGCGGAGACAAUACCAAGAGAAGUACAAGCAGGUGGAACAGUACAUGUCCUUCCACAAGCUUCCUGCAGAUGUUCGUCAAAAGAUCCACGAAUACUACGAGCAUCGCUUCCAAGGAAAGAUGUUUGAUGAGGAGAACAUACUGGGAGAACUCAGCGAGCCACUUAAGGAGGAGAUCGUGAGCUUUAACUGCCGCAGCCUGGUCGCCAACAUGCCACUGUUUGCAAAUGCCGACCCAAACUUUGUCACCGCUGUGCUCACCAAACUUCGCUUUGAGGUCUUUCAGCCGGCUGACUUCAUUAUCCGAGAGGGCACCGUGGGAAGGAAAAUGUAUUUUAUCCAGCAUGGACGCGUUAGUGUGCUCACCCGUGGAAACAAAGAGACGAAACUAAGCGAUGGUUCUUACUUUGGAGAAAUCUGUUUGUUGACUCGAGGACGGAGGACGGCCAGUGUACGUGCGGACACAUAUUGUCGUCUGUACUCUCUCAGCGUAGACAGCUUUAAUGAGGUACUGGAGGAGCACCCCAUGAUGCGGCGGGCCUUUGAGACUGUCGCCGUCGACAGAUUGGACCGCAUAGGGAGGAAGAACUCUGUGCUUCUGAGGAAGUCAUCUCAAGGAGGCUCUCUCGGGGGCAGUAUGGGCCGUGGCGGAGGCCGAAGUGGGGGAGGCCCGGGGGCAAGCGGGGGCAUGGCAGCCGGCAGUUUGGGCUCAUGCGACAGCAUAUUGGUACAGCAGAUCGUCAAGCAUGACAGCAUGCCAGCCAUGCAGGACGCCAUUGCCGCAGCAGCGGCAGGAAGAAGCGGAGUCAUCGGAGGAAGUGGUGCAAUAUCCCCCAGGCCCCGCCCUGUCAUCUGGGCACCACUAGUACACGCCCCACUGCAAACAGCCGCUGCUACCAGCAACGUGGCUAUUGCUCUCAUGCACCAACAGCAGCAACAGCAACAACAGCUCCAGCAGUUUCAACAGCAACAUGCACUUGGUGGCACGUUCUUCCUGCCAUCCCCUCUUAUCUCGCCAUCACCCUCUUCCUCAUUUCCGCUCUCACCUCCUCGAGCUCCUGUCUUGCAACCCCUCCGCCCCUCUGUCAGCUCCCUCAUUGGUAUGAUGGCAAUGAGCGGGAUGGGAGGUUUGUCUCCCAGACCGUUCCCUGUCUCCCCCUCCACCAUGGGCCCACUUGGCGGGUUGAUGUCACCACCAGUGGCCAAAACUCCACCUGCUGCAGCCUCCUCUGUGCCAGCCCAACAAGGAAGGACUCUGCUUUACAACAUGCGCAUCCAGGCUGAUCAUCCCUCUGUACAAGGUGGAUCUCUUGGCACCCAAACCAGUGGCGGCGCAUCAACACCAACUGUACCCAAGAUGCAACCCAACAAUCCUUCUCCUGCAGCCAUUUGCCCGUUAGACAGCGGCACUAAUGUGACAAACCAGCAAGGGGCAAAAGAAGCCCUACUGCGCCAUGGUGGCAACAGUUGUCAAGCCCUGCCUGCUUUAGGCAGACUCACCCAGGAGGCGAGGCUCCUGUCUGCAUCACAGCCCACUUUGCCUCACCGCUCUUGGGCUGGAUUGCAGCCCCAUCCCCCGCUCCAUCGGAAGGCUUCCGGAGGGAAUUUGCUAGCAGCUCCUUUCUUGGCAGGACAGUUAGCACGAGGUGGCAGUGCAGGGAUACUGACCUCCAACCCUCCGGUGCAGCCUAUUGCAAACCUUACAUCCAAUACCCAAAUACAAUCACCUAUUCUGCCUGCCAUGUACACACAAUGUGCAUCUCACACUGCCCCAUUGCCCAUCUCCACACCUCCACACAUGCUGACUGCAGCUCCCUCUCCAAAACAAACACCGCCAACCGCCACCUCUUCACCUGUGCCCACUCCCUCAUCCCCAACACCAAUGCCCUCGCAGACACCCCGCCCUAAACCAACUCUAACUGCAUCUUCUCGUUCAUCCUCGCCACCUCCUUGCUCCACACCUCCCACGACAGGAACCACCCCAUUGUCUCUUGUUUCAACUCCACGUCCCAAACCGCUUGCCACGCCUUCUCCUUGCUCCUCAUCUCCUUCACCUUCCUCCACCCCUCCUCCAUCAUCCGUUUCACCUCCAGUUCCACUUCCUCAAACAUUUGGACCAAAGUCCUCUCUAAGCUCUUCACCCCCAUCACCUGUAGUCGCCAUGUCCACAGCUCCCCCCCAAGGUGCCCGGGUCAAGGCAUCCAAUACGCCACCCACUGUGUCACCAUUGUCUGGUCCAAGCCCUGCACAAACACCAAUCCACUCCCCAACUCUCACACAGGUUGCACGCACCCAUCCCUCAACCUCUUCCCAAACAUUAUCAUCCCUUUUCUCCCAAACUCCUACCCAGACACUUGCCCCACCUUCGCCACCUCCAUCCUCUCCUUCCCUUAGUAAAUCCCCAAGUCCAACCUCCUGUCUGCAGCCUUCCAUUCUAAGUUCUACCCGGACCCCUUCCUCCAGCCAGAUCCCCAAACCUGUGUCAUCCCUAAUUUCAAAUCCUACCCCAGUGAGCACAAGUUCCCCCACCAAAGUCCGCUUCACUGUUCAUCCAGUCAAGCAAACGCAUCCCGUGCACACUCCUAGUACCACACCAGGUUUGAAUCAUCCUGCAAAGCCAAACCCUGUCUCAACAAAACCCUCUUUUCCUACUACAUCUCUGAGUGACUCUGCUGCGUCCACUCACCCAUCUAAACAAAAUACAGUAACCACAGUCGCACCGACCCACACCCCCAAACACAAUUCAUCCUCGCAGGCUUCCAUCUCAUCAACACAUACAACCAUGCCGGCUAACAACACCUCUCCUAAGGUGGGUAAAAAUGAACCCCAGCUGCCAGUGGCCAGAAAAGACUCAGAGGGGCUGAGACACAAACUGCCUGCCAACAUGUAAACAAAAACAGAGGAGGAAUUGUACUUUCUGGCUGCACGAACACAGUUGUGCUGACAUAUAGGCAGACAUCCAGUCUCAAGUGGACAACUUCAUGGUGUUUGCAUUCAUGCUAGGAUGUGAUUGUCUUAGAACAUCAUGUGUUUGUGUGACUCAACCAGGCCACCCAUCAAGGAAGAAGAGAUGCAUCGUGUGUACUGUACAUGCAUAAAUAUGAGGGUCAGCGAUUGUUGGGGCCAGCAUGACACAUGUGUAUGUGUGUGUGGUGGUGGUGGUGGGGUAUUGUUCCAUUUCCAUUAUCUGUUGGAUUAAAACAGCAAUAUAUGAGCGAUAGCUUCCAAUGCUGCGCAUUUGUGUUGGGACAUGUCCAGAUUUAUUGUUAUAGUGACUCCACUGACCAGAUUUACAGAAGUUAGAAUAUGACAGAAAGUGCUAGAUUUGAGGGGAAAUAUUUAAUGUAAUCAAAAAACAUUUCCAGGACGCUCUGUAGAAAUGGGAUGGAUGGGUGAAUGAAGUAGUAAUUAAGAAUAAUUAAUAAAACACAAAUUGUUGGGCUUUGACCAGGGAUGAAAGUGGACUGGAACGCCGUUCCGGCAAGAAAUCCGGUGCUGGAAUGGUGCUUUGAUCCCCAAAAUAUGACGGCAACUGUCAAAACCCAUGCUAAAACGACCUGCCUGGCUGCUACACAGGCUUCUGCAAGAGGAAAACAAUCUACUAACGGCAGAUUUUCUGUACAUACACAAGUGUUAACAACAAGCAUAAUAAAGUGCUUGUGUAGCGUCAUCCGUUUCCACCUAUAUUUAUUAAUUCCACGGACAGCACGAAGUUCUUCAAGCGUGUGUGUGAUGUGUCGUGUCACUGUCGAUUUGUGCAUUAGUGUUGAGUCGAUCAUGAACGAUUCGUUCUAUUUGAACGAAUUGUUAGGAGGAACGAGACCGAACUAAUCACCUUCAGCACUGAAUAGUUCUUAAGGAAGUUGGGAGUUGGGACUUGCGUGGGAUGGUGCUGAGCAAGCAGCAGCCUCUGACAUCGCACACACCAAUCAGAUGCCAGCCUCAUCGCAGGCAGGGGAGGGAGCGGUAAUAGAAUCAGAGCGUCUGUCACUCACUUCCAUGUGUGGCCAAUAAGCAGCCAGCAUGCAGGCAGGGGGCAAGAUGUCACUUCCUGUUCACUUACUUGGUCCUCCUGACCGAGUUUGCUGCUAACUUGACUUCCCAGUCACGAAGUGAAUUAGUAAAAAACUGAAAUGAAAGGACUUUGGCAAAUGUUUGUUAAUGUGGAGCCUAUCAUAUGCUCCUCAAACACACAAAAACUAGGGUUGGGAAUCUCUGGCAUGAAGCCGAUUCAAUAUGUAUCUAGAUACACAGGUUACGAUUCGAUUAAAAAAAGAUACAUUUUUAAGGCCGAGCGAUUCGAUACAGUGUAAGAACGAUACGGUUCGAUAGAAUGAAAACGAUACGAUAGUAAAUAUUUGUUGUGUGUUUGUACAGUAUUUUAAACAUAUAAAUAGACCAUAUUUCUAACAUAGCAAAAUUAAACAACAAAAUUUCAUAACAAUGUUAUGUUUUAUUUUUUUUUAUGAAAAAAAAAAUAAGGCUUACUAUAUGACCGUCAUUUUGUUGGAUGGGAUUGAUAAUAAAAUAAAACUCCAGUAACAGACAACAAUAAAGUGCAGUAAUUCAAUUACUGUAUUUCCUGGUGUUUUUAACACAAGAGGUAAGUAAUUUAAGUGCAAACUUUCAACGUAAACAUCUUACAAACAAAAAAUAUUAAUUAUAUGCAGCAGCUCUAGAAAAAAAAAAAAAAUUAAACCCGCUAGUGUUAUCAUAAAUAAAUAAUAAAUUAUGCUUUACGACUGGUAUAAUUGAGGGAAUAAAAACAUGGCAUUUUAGACAGACAGGUCAGUAAUCAUUACUUUAACCUAAUACACAGCAAAGUCAUUCACUUAUGCCUGUGCUUCCUCAUUUUUUAUUCCUCAUCACUGUCCAUAUCUUUUUGAAGGCCAGAUUUUUCUUGAGGAAGAUCAACUAAUCCACAUGUUCAUGUUUAUGUAGACUGCGUUUCGUGGAAACAAUAUGCCGCCCUUUCCUCCAUUGUAGUGGGUUAUUUUUGAGGAUUAAAAACUCACGAUCUCUGUACCGCUCCACACUUCACACAAGCUCUGUCCCAUGCGAACAGAUCUGGCUGCCUUCAUCACUUCAAAGUCCGACUUUUGUUUCCCUGGGUGCGCUGAAAAUCAAUCGCUGCACGUCGCUCGGGUUGGUGAUCACACCGUCCAUUGUUUUAGCAUGUUGCUUUGUUGCCACUACUAGUUUCGUUUUGGGCUGUGAAGAAAAUGCUACGGAGCGUGCGUUACAGUGGUAUCGUUAGCUCUCGCGUUGUUAUGACACGCCCGUGAUGAUCGGGUAAUGACGGCGACUAGUAGCGGUUCUGCCGAAAUGCAUGGGAAGUUGAGGCAACCACGAUUGUGAGUAGUGCUUGUCCAUAUUAUAUCAUGCGUGCGGUCGCGAUUUAAGUGCGCUGUGUGGUGAAUGACACAAGCACAGCAUGUGAAGUAAAAGCUAAAUUAUUAUCAUACUAAGCAAUGUAUUGAACUAGGCAUUAGAAGCCGAUUGUUGUGCUCGCGAUAGCCGAAUUCUAUCUCUACUAUCGGUUCAUUGAACAUUUAAUGGCUAAUUACUGUCGAAUGGUAACUUUACUAUCGAUACAUCUGUAUCUCUCACCUGUAAAACCGGAUAUCCGGUCAUAUCGGUUUAUCGUUCUCAAGCUUAACAAAAACAUCACGCAAACAUAGUGAGCAUGGUUUCAUGUACUACUUUUCUCAACAGACUCGGGACUACAUAUGACGACAUACUAUGAACUUUAUAGUAGUUUAAAACUCUUUCGUCAGUAGCUACGAGGCGGGCAAAAGCUUAGCUGCGGACACGUCACGGCAGCGCGGGGGGAGAGAACUGUCAGUCAGGAGGUUUGAACCCCAAUAAAUGUUUUUUUUUUUUUUUUUUAAAAGACAGGAAAUUCUAGUCACUUUCACCUCUGGCUUUGACACCACUGCGAAGAGAUCAUUAAAGGUGUUCUAAAACAACAAAUCUAAUCAUGACCUAACACUUAUGCGCAGUACUGUAAAGAACAACUAUAAAUAUAUUUUUUUUCUAGCGUUGGUGAAAGGUGCGAGUUACAAAUGCACACAGGCAAUACAUUGCUUCCUCUCACUUCCCACCUCCAUCAAAGCUUAAUAAUAACAAAAAGAUUCGUACACAUGUGAAUAUUUAAGAGAAGUACACAAACAGUAGUUUUGGUUUCUCCCAAAUGUGUGUUUUUUUCUCAUGCAGAAAACUUUUAAACUUCUCUCUGAACAAUUUAUGUGAAUUGCAGUUUUCUCUAAGCUGUAUUGAUCACCGCUCUGCUGUGCACUGUGGCUCACUUUAGUUUGGCUGGUUGUAAAUACGCGCCUUGUAGCCCGCCUUCCUUUUCUGGCUUUCAUCUAUGUUCAUGCUUUCAUGUGACUUCACAGCUCUGCACGCAAGCGCUUCCUUUUGACACCUCUCUCAGUUUCCUCAACACUCCAUCAGCCUCUUGUUCACAUGGCUGCAUCCUCCCUAUGUAGCUUUGUCUUUUACCCUCCAUUUCCACUCAUAUUUGAUGUUCUGUGUGGGUAGCAACAAGGAUACCAUGAUGCCUAGACUAUAUCUAUAUUUAAGGACCAAAAUGUUUAUUUUGUAUUUAUCACAGCUUUAGCUUUUGAAUGGAGUAAAAAAAAAAAGAGCAAUUCAUAUUAGGUGAUGGAAAGACAGUGAUUGUCAUAAUGAUGUUGUAUGUGUGACUAUAUAAUAAAAAUAAAGCUGCUUUAGAUAUCAUAUUUUUCAGUGUUUUGAAGCAU